Haplochromis burtoni (Burton's mouthbrooder) is the source of this 1173-nucleotide messenger RNA. It is a transcript of the gene opn1sw1, whose product is annotated as opsin 1 (cone pigments), short-wave-sensitive 1. The transcript has 5 exons. Gene Ontology annotation, cellular component: membrane; photoreceptor outer segment. Gene Ontology annotation, biological process: visual perception; phototransduction; G protein-coupled receptor signaling pathway. The coding region runs from base 28 to 1035 and encodes 335 amino acids. Gene Ontology annotation, molecular function: G protein-coupled receptor activity. The record is from RefSeq and is a predicted model, not a curated record. NCBI's taxonomy places the organism in Eukaryota, Metazoa, Chordata, Actinopteri, Cichliformes, Cichlidae.
GGCAGCGGCAAAGAGCUCAGGGUCACAAUGGGAAAACACUUCCACCUGUACGAGAACAUCUCCAAAGUCAGUCCCUUUGAGGGGCCCCAGUAUUACCUGGCCCCUGUCUGGGCCUUUUACCUGCAGGCCGCCUUUAUGGGUUUUGUUUUUUUUGCUGGCACUCCUUUAAACUUCAUUGUUCUCGUGGCGACGAUGAAGUACAAGAAGCUCAGAGUCCCACUCAACUUCAUUCUUGUCAACAUCUCCUUCUCCGGCUUCAUCUUCGUCACCUUCUCUGUCAGUCAGGUGUUCUUAGCCUCCAUGCGAGGUUACUACUUCCUGGGUCACACGCUGUGUGCUCUGGAGGCUGCUGUGGGCUCCGUGGCAGGUCUGGUGACCGCCUGGUCUUUGGCGGUGCUUUCCUUUGAGAGGUACCUGGUCAUUUGUAAACCGUUCGGAGCCUUUAAGUUUGGCUCAAAUCACGCUCUGGCUGCAAUGGCCUUCACCUGGUUCAUGGGCGUCGGCUGUGCCUGCCCACCUUUCUUUGGCUGGAGCAGGUACAUCCCUGAAGGUCUGGGCUGCUCCUGUGGACCCGACUGGUACACUCACAAUGAGCAGUACAACACGACCAGCUACAUACACUUCCUCAUGGUCACCUGCUUCAUCAUGCCUCUCUCCAUCAUCAUCUUCUGCUACUCCCAGCUGCUGGGUGCUCUGAGAGCAGUUGCAGCCCAGCAGGCUGAGUCAGCCUCCACCCAGAAGGCGGAGAAGGAGGUGUCAAGAAUGAUCAUCGUUAUGGUGGGGUCCUUCGUCACCUGCUAUGGCCCGUACGCCCUGGCAGCUCUUUACUUUGCCUACUCCACAGAUGAAAACAAAGACUAUCGACUUGUCACCAUCCCGGCGUUUUUCUCUAAGAGCGCCUGCGUCUACAACCCACUCAUCUACGUCUUCAUGAACAAACAGUUUAAUGGCUGUAUCAUGGAGAUGGUGUUUGGAAAGACAAUGGACGAAUCCUCCGAAGUUUCCACAAAGACUGAAGUGUCCACAGCUUCUUAAUGCUCACACCAAAGUGACACAAAGAACUUUUAAGAGGGCGUGACUGAGCUGAAGAGGACCUUCACAGGUCAGAGUUUGGAGGACGAAUGUUUCCUGUAUUCUCAUCGUUAUGUAAAUAAAGUUUAUACGUACACACGA